Messenger RNA from Engraulis encrasicolus (European anchovy), 1667 nucleotides. Its product is annotated as 26S proteasome non-ATPase regulatory subunit 13-like. Gene Ontology annotation, cellular component: proteasome regulatory particle, lid subcomplex; cytosol; nucleus. The transcript has 13 exons. Lineage: Eukaryota; Metazoa; Chordata; Actinopteri; Clupeiformes; Engraulidae. Gene Ontology annotation, biological process: ubiquitin-dependent protein catabolic process. Gene Ontology annotation, molecular function: structural molecule activity. The coding region runs from base 106 to 1239 and encodes 377 amino acids. The record is from RefSeq and is a predicted model, not a curated record.
CGCUCCGCUUGUUUGUGACUUCUAUGAAAAAUAACCACGUUUGCGGUAACCUACACGUUAUUUUACUAGCACCACGCUUUUGUCGUGAAAGGAUUAGCUUUGAAGAUGAAAGAUGUUGCAGGUUAUCUCAGGCAACAACAGAGCAUCAGUUCAACCCCUGAAAUGGCGGCUGAAUGGCACUCACUGGAGGACUUGUAUAAUAAAAAGUUGUGGCAUCAGUUGACUCUGAAGCUCACCGACUUUGUGAAAGACCCCUGUUUCAAAGGUGAUGGUCUCACUCAGCUCUAUGAGAACUUCUUGAGUGACUUUGAACACAGAAUCAAUCCACUCUCCUUGGUUGAAAUAAUAUUAUACGUUAUCAGACAGAUAUCAGAUCCAAACGAUUCUGUAACAUUCCUUGAAAAGACUCAAGAGAAGGUGAAGAGUAGUGAUGAGGCCGUCAUACUCUGUAAGACUACAAUCGGAGGCCUUAAACUGGAUCUGAAUGAGCUUCCUGCGACAAAGAAGCUGAUUGAGGAGGUGGAAGAGACGCUGAAUAAUUUGCCAGGUGUUACAUCAGUCCAUGGACGUUUCUAUGAUUUGUCCAGCAAGUACUAUCGUUUCAUUGGGAACCAUGCCCUCUACUACAAGGACGCUCUACGCUACCUUGGCUGUGUAGAUAUUAAAGAUAUUCCAGAAACAGAGAAACAAGAGAGGGCAUUCACUCUGGGUCUUGCUGGACUGUUGGGAGAAGAUGUUUACAACUUUGGAGAACUGCUCAUGCACCCUGUGCUGGAGACUCUGAGGAACACAGACAAGCAGUGGCUCAUUGACACACUCUAUGCCUUCAAUGGAGGCAACGUUGACAAGUUCCAGAUACUGAAGUCAGCCUGGGGACAACAGCCGGACCUUGCAACCAAUGAAGCCAAGCUGAUGAGGAAAAUCCAGUUGCUUUGUGUGAUGGAGAUGACCUUUACCCGUCCGGCCAAUAAUCGACAGCUCACCUUCCAUGAGAUCGCCCAGAGCGCUAAAAUCCCUGUGAACGAAGUUGAAUUGCUGGUGAUGAAGGCGUUGUCAGUUGGCCUUAUUAAAGGGAAUAUCGAUGAGGUUGACCAAAAGGUACAGAUGACAUGGGUCCAACCUAGAGUUCUUGAUCUGAAUCAGAUUAAAGGCAUGCAAGAGCGUCUGGAUGUGUGGUGUGGAGAUGUGAAGAACAUGGCCGUGCUGGUGGAGCAUCAGGCUCAUGACAUCCUGACAUAGAGGGCUGUGAACCUGUUAUCUAUCCUCAUUUACACCUGGAUAGCACAUCAUAAACCUGCCACGUACCAGGAUUACAUGUCAAAUCAUUCCCACCUCUUCCACUAUUCAUUACAUUCCUUGCCUCUGGAUUACAUGUUACAAUAUCCCUUAUAUCUGAAUUACACAUUUACACUCCUCACAGUUGAAAUCACACACCACAAUAAUCCUCACACCUGAAUUGCACAUUUCAACAUGCUUUGCCCUAUAAUAUACCAGUGUGCUGUAGGCAUCUGUAUUCAUUUCGGACAAAUGCACUUAUAUAUAUCUUUGUUUGUGCCUGUUAAUGUUUAAUAUUUCAUUUGUCAUUCAUAUUUCGUGUAUGCAAUGUCCAAUUAUGCCAAUGACUAAGAUAAAAUCCAAAGCCUCAAAUAAAAUGCACCUGAAAGAGA